AAAGAAAGAGAGAGAGAGAGAGAGAAAGAAAACGCUCACAAGAAGAGAUCUUUCUCCAAGGGCUGUUGGGAGGAGCAGUGGACUACGCCUGGCACACAAGGCCUGCUCUUCCAGGCAGGCCGUUAUUCUCAUUCCACAGUUAACGACUGUCUUGGUCAAAUCACCUGUGUGGUGAUACCUGGAAGCCUUUCCAUGUGACCACCGCGUGGGAGGAAAGCAGCCUGGCAGGGCCCCAGAGAGCAAAGGCAAUGAAGUGUGCCGACGAGACACAGGCGCUGACAGCCCCAGCCGCUGGCCCCUCCCUCCAGAGCCACAGCUGGGCUGAGACUCCAGGAGGGGGUGCUGUGGUGACUGGGCCCAGAACAGAGUGGGGAACUGGGAAUGUGGGUCCCAGUCCUGGCUCAGCCAACAGCUGUCUGAGUCACUUUGGGCAGAAUUCUAGGCUGCACCCUCUACCCCAGGACAGGGACUCCCUGAGCCAGAACCAUCAGCUCCUGGAAGGGGGGCAGGCAGGAGACCCAUCAUCGGCCCCAGAUCUGGGUGAAGCCAGGAGUGGUGCAGGCCAAGGGUGGGAGAGCCCUGGAAGACCUGCAGAGCCCACACACGGCUCCUUACAAGAGCUGAACCCCACUACCAGGAGGAGCUUUGGGGUGCCAGGCAGCUCAGAGUACAAGGACCUGGCCCAGAGGGAAGAGAGGAGUGAGGCAGAACCUGAGACCCAGGAAAGAAAGCUCACUCCCGGGACCCCUGGGCCGGGAGACCUGCCCUCCCAAAACCCGCCUUCCCAAGAUGCCCUUGAAGGACUGGGCUGGGACUCGCACCCCGGCCAGGAGAGAGCAGAACUUCAAAGACCGCCAAGGAUGGACACCCCUCAGAGUCUGAGAGAGGAGGACCCUCAGGAUCAGAAAGCAGAGACCCCUCAGUAUGAGAGAGGGGAGGCCUCCCCGGGCGAGAUCAAAGAUGCUCCUCAGCGUCAGAGGGUGAAGACACAGCGGGGCCAGAGCCCAAGAGCUCCUCAGGAUCAGAGGGAGGAGGCCCCCCUGGGUGAGAACAGGGGCGUUCCUCAGAGUCGAAGAGAAUUUAGUCCUAAGUGCCAGGGAAAGGCGAGUCCCCAGAGUCUGGGGAAGAUGCUGCGGUCUUGGGAAGGCAAUAUCUCACAAGCCUGGGAGGUGGCUCCCGGGGAGGCCACUGUACAGCUCCCAGAGGAAGGCGGCUCCCGGAGCCAUCGGAGGGACUCCUGCGGGUCCCUGAAAGCCCAGACUCCAAAGCCUGUGGGCAGGGAGAGCCCAGACCUCCGGAGAAGGACUACCGCGAUGAUGCAGGGCAUGAUCAGAGGCGAGACACAAAAGUCGGCACCGGCGGUGGCAAACCUGGGGGUCGCCCAGGAGGGGGCGUGGGCUGCGCUUCCCGGCCCAAAGCCCCCGGCCCCGCAGCUGCUUCCAGGUCGCGGAGCCGGAGCUGUGAUGCCAGCGACCCUGCGCGCCAAGGUAUCCGGGCAGCAGGGGCUCCCCGGGGGUCUCCGGGGGCCCCCAGACCCGGAGCGCGAUCCGCACGGGCUGCAGGGCCCUGGAGUGGGCCCCGGCCCGGGGGAGCAGGAGGUGGGCCAGGCUCGGCUUCCGGGUGCCCUCUGGGGUCGCGGGGGCGACCCUGAGCGUCCCAAAGCCUCGAAGGCCGCGUGGCCGGCCCCCCUAGGCAGGGCCAAGGCGCCUGCGGGCUUGAGCGCGGCGCAGCAGGAGGCGGCUCUGCAGCGGCUGCUGGAGCUGCACAGCGCAGCCAGGUGGCGGCGCCGGCGGGACCGUGAGCAGCAGUGGCUCCGGGUCCUGGAACGCCUCCACAUCGCCAGGAACCGCCACUGCCGGGUUCAUCCCGUGGGGCUCCCGCCCAGCCCGGCUCAACUACCGCCACAGGAGGACGCGACUGGGCGGCGGCGCGCCCUGCGGAAGCAGCUGGAACAGAUGCAUAGGGAGAGGACCGGGCGGCUGCGGGCCCUCGGGGCCAGGAACACUCAGAACUUCCUGGAACUACUAUGUUCCCCUGGUGCUGCGGGUCCCAUGCCUGCAGAGUAGUGCUCGCCCUUCCCAGCCCCCUCUGGUCAUUGCUGGGUACUCAAAGGGAUGAUUAAAGAGAUGAGGGUUACGGAAAAA
This is a messenger RNA of Piliocolobus tephrosceles (Ugandan red Colobus), 2144 nucleotides long. Its product is annotated as G protein-regulated inducer of neurite outgrowth 1-like. The record is from RefSeq and is a predicted model, not a curated record. The coding region runs from base 249 to 2066 and encodes 605 amino acids. The transcript has 8 exons. NCBI's taxonomy places the organism in Eukaryota, Metazoa, Chordata, Mammalia, Primates, Cercopithecidae.